This is a messenger RNA of Carica papaya (papaya), 1945 nucleotides long. Lineage: Eukaryota; Viridiplantae; Streptophyta; Magnoliopsida; Brassicales; Caricaceae. The record is from RefSeq and is a predicted model, not a curated record.
CACCCGAUAGCAGCCUCAAGAAGAAGAAGAAGAAGAAGAAGAAGAAGAAGAAGAAGAAGAAAAGACCUAACAAAAACUGACAUGGCUGAGUGAGGUCAUGAGUUGGCCAACUCCGGAGAACACUAAACUUCUAAAAAUUGCAAAAUCGCAAUUACCAACCGGGAGAAAUCAAACAAAAGUAAGUAAAAAUCUUCUAUGGUUACCAAAUUAGUCACCUAAUAUGUCCAAACUUGGAGAAAUAACCAUCACCACGUUAUUAGCUUAUAAAUCCUUUCUCGCACUACCUUCUGCAACUACUUAAAUUUUGACACUCGGAAGCAAGCAGAGAAGAAGAAGAAGAAGAAGAUGACGGUGGGUGUAAGGAUAUGGGUGGGUUUGGCGGUGGCGUCCGCCAUGGGAGCCUUGGCUUCGGCUGCAUCAAUAGUCACUUACGUGUUUGGUGACUCAUUGACAGAAGUUGGAAACAAUAAUUACCUUCAGUAUUCUUUGGCUAGGUCAGACUAUCCAUGGUAUGGCGUUGAUUUUUCUGGUGGACAGGCUACUGGCAGAUUCACCAAUGGCAGGACUAUUGGUGACAUAAUAUCUGCAAAGCUUGGGAUUCCAUCACCACCACCAUAUUUAUCAGUGCCAAACAAUGUUGAUAAACUGCUCCAAGGUGUUAAUUAUGCUUCUGGUGGAGCAGGGAUUCUCAAUGAAACUGGACUAUAUUUUAUUCAAAGAUUAUCAUUUGAUGAUCAGAUAAACUAUUUUAAGAAGACUAAGGAGGCAAUUGAGGCCAAAAUCGGAGAAGAUGCUGCAAAUAAGCAUCUCAACGAAGCUCUCUAUUUCAUUGGAAUUGGCAGCAAUGACUAUGUCAACAAUUUCUUGCAGCCAUUUUUGGCCGAUGGCCAGCAGUACACACAUGAAGAAUUUGUGGAACUCUUAACAUCCACCUUAGACAACCAACUCAUGAGACUCUACGAACUUGGAGCUCGGAAAGUAUUGUUUCACGGGUUAGGACCAUUGGGUUGCAUUCCUUCUCAGAGGGUGAAAUCAAGGAAAGGUCAGUGUUUGACGCAAGUGAAUGAAUGGGUACGCCAAUUUAACUCCAAAGUGCAGACUAUCAUUGCCAAUCUGAACAAGAAACUUUCCGGUGCAAAUCUCAAAUUUGCAGAUUCCUAUCCAGCAGUCUUUGAUCUAAUCAACAAUCCCACAGCAUAUGGCUUCAAGAUUUCAAAUACAUCAUGCUGCAAUGUGGACACGAGCAUCGGGGGAUUGUGUUUGCCAAACUCGAAACUAUGCAGAGAUCGUAGGUAUUAUGUGUUUUGGGAUGCCUUCCACCCUUCUGAUGCAGCAAAUGAAGUGCUUGCCAACGAGCUAUUUGCCAGUUCGUUAUUCACUUCACUUGCUCCACCGCCAAAGCCCCAUUGAUUCAUUUCUACCUACAUUAUAUAUAGUUAUCAAUGUUUAUCUAUCAUGUAAGAAAGUUUCCCUGUAAGUUCGAACAAAACAUGCACACAAAGAGACUUUUUUCAAUUGUAGGUAAAUACAUGAAAACGAAAAAUGCAUUUAAUAAUAAAAAUCAUAAGCAUAAAGCAUGAGCAAUUAGUAAUUAGAAUACUAAGCAAUUUAUUGGUACAUAAAUCAAAUCCGCACCAGAAUCCUUUUCUUUGUUCGUACAGGGUAAAAAGCAAGAGAAGCGUAACAAUCAGUUAAUCAACAAGUUCCCUUAUAUAUUUUUAUCCAAAAAAAAAAAUUUCCCUUAUACAUUCAGAUCACCUUGUGAGUAUUAAUGUCAAUACCUCCCAGCUUCCCAUUACAGAGGUCUCAAAGCACUCUAAAAUUAUAACGGCCCCGAAAAUUCAAAAAGAAAUACAUAUAAUAAUUUGAGUGUGGAAGCGAAAUAAAAUAUUAAAAUUAACAUUUCUUAUACAAUAACUUAAAAGUACUAAACAAUAUCACAGAA